This is a messenger RNA of Xiphophorus hellerii (green swordtail), 8757 nucleotides long. RefSeq names its product mitogen-activated protein kinase kinase kinase 11. Gene Ontology annotation, cellular component: centrosome. NCBI's taxonomy places the organism in Eukaryota, Metazoa, Chordata, Actinopteri, Cyprinodontiformes, Poeciliidae. Gene Ontology annotation, biological process: positive regulation of apoptotic process; protein phosphorylation; microtubule-based process. The record is from RefSeq and is a predicted model, not a curated record. The transcript has 10 exons. Bases 1164 to 4289 code for a protein of 1041 amino acids. Gene Ontology annotation, molecular function: JUN kinase kinase kinase activity; protein binding; ATP binding.
GGAAAAGUUUUGAAACCCCACCCUCCGGCACAGCGGCUGCAAGCAGCGACGUUGGAGUGGUCCGAGGUGCUGGCAGCUGGAGGCUGACCGAGGAAGAGGAACGGAGUAAGAACUUCUCACGGAACAGUUCCGCAGUCUGGACACCGUCGUUAUGAAGCGGAGCCCCGAAGAGACCCGGACUCGGCGCUGAACUCCCAACAAGAACUAAAGUUAACGGGAAUAGUUUGUUUUUCUUUCUUUCGGGUUUUUCCCCCCCCUCCUCAGGACUGAAAAGCCAAGCAGGUUUGGAGAACUCUUCCUGUUCCCAGAGUCGGCGGCUCGCAGUUUAUGUAUGAGCUCCUUCAUAACACAGCCAGCAUGGAUGUUGUGGCGCACGGGAAUGCGGGAUUUCCUGAGCGGUCACCGCAGUGUUGCGUUCAGGUGCACUUUCUGGGUCCUCGGGCUUAAAUAAUGAACAGUGGUCAGCGCUUGAAACUUGUCGUAAAACACUGGCUGGCUGGACUGAAUGCUCCUUUUCCUGCUAUUCUUCUCCUCCUCUCAGCGCUUCCUGCUUAUGGUGGCCACUGCUCUUAACGGCUAAAAAUACAUAAAAACCGAAUAUGGACUACCAAGUGUGUGGGAAAUGUUGAUUUGGACUUUUAUCUGUAAGCGGGAUAAUUCCUGAACAUUAAUUUUGAACUUUGACUCUUCGGACUUGCUGCUCAACAGGUGGUUGUUCUGAGUGAGGAGGGGAAAGGAGGACAAAUUCAGUCAUAAUGAGUUGAUUCCAGAGUCUUUUAAACACAGGAUGAUGAGAUGAUAAUCUACUCAAACCAUGUGCGGGGAAACCACACACCACAUCAAUCUUUCAGAGAGUUAAUCACUGCUGUCUUUUAGAGAUUUGAUAAAUGCUACGAAAAGCAAACCGUCUGAGGACUGCUGAAAUGGAAAGAUUUGAGUUUAAUCCCAGAACAAAUGGAAGACAUUUGGCUUUCAUUUGUCCCUGAAUCCUCUUCUGUAGCCCACCUGUUGGUCUGACUUUUGAACACACCUCAUUGGUCCCUGAUGAGACAACAACAAAGACAGGAAAGGGAGCAAGGUGCAAUAAAGUACUCCUUUGUACUUUAUUUUCAGACCCCUGGAGUGCGCAGUCGAAUCCAGUCAGGCAAUAUAGUGGAGGUUCCAUGGAGCCGCUGAAGAGCAUAUUCAGUCGUAGCUCGCUGUCGAACUGGAAGAACUUGGAUCAGUCCCAAAAAGGGAACUUCACCAACCCUGUAUGGACGGCCUUGUUCGACUAUGAGGCCUCCUGUAAAGACGAGCUCACCUUGCGUAAAGGUGACCUGGUGGAGGUUCUCUCUCAGGACUCUGAGAUAUCUGGGGAUGAGGGUUGGUGGGCAGGGAAGGUCAACAACAAGGUGGGCAUCUUCCCAUCCAACUACGGCUCCUUCAAGCCUAGUGGAUAUGCCAAGCUACCAGGUACCAGCGUGGUGGAGGAGCUAAACCAUGCCGUGGUUGGCACCGUCGAUCCCGCGGAGGUGGAUUUCCGGGAGCUGAGCUUGGAGGAGGUGAUUGGGGUUGGGGGCUUCGGGAAAGUGUAUCGAGGUACAUGGCGGGGCGAGCUGGUGGCCGUGAAGGCGGCCCGGCAAGACCCGGACGAGGACAUCAGCGUGACGGCGCAGAAUGUGAAGCAGGAAGCCCAUUUGUUUGCCAUGCUCACCCACCAGAACAUCAUCGCCCUGAAGGGGGUGUGCUUGCAGGAGCCCAACCUAUGCCUCAUUAUGGAAUAUGCCUCGGGUGGGCCACUGAGCCGGGCACUGGCCGGCCGCCGCAUCCCGCCUCACGUCCUGGUCAACUGGGCCGUGCAGAUAGCAAGAGGGAUGGUGUACCUGCACAAUGAAGCCAUCGUCCCUGUCAUCCAUCGGGAUCUGAAGUCCAACAACAUCCUGCUGGCUCAGCCCAUAGAGAAUGAAUGCAUGGAGGGGCUGACGUUGAAGAUCACUGACUUUGGCCUGGCGAGGGAGUGGCACAAGACCACAAAGAUGAGCACGGCCGGAACCUACGCCUGGAUGGCCCCGGAGGUCAUCAAGUCCUCGACCUUCUCCAAGGGCAGCGAUGUUUGGAGCUACGGUGUCCUGCUGUGGGAGCUGCUAACUGGGGAGGCCCCCUACAAAGGGAUCGAUGGUCUUGCCGUCGCCUACGGAGUCGCCGUCAACAAGCUGACCCUGCCCAUCCCUUCCACCUGCCCCGAACCCUUCGCUCAGCUCAUGUCAGAAUGCUGGGACCAGGACCCUCACCGACGGCCCGACUUCGCCUCCAUCCUGACGCAGCUGACCACCCUGGAGCAGCAGGUGAAGGAGGAGAUGCCGCAGGAGUCGUUUCACUCGCUGCAGGAUGACUGGAAGCUGGAGAUCCAGGACAUGUUUGACGAGCUGCGGGCCAAAGAGAAGGAGCUGCGGUGCCGCGAAGAGGAGCUGAAGCGAGCGGCCCUGGAGCAGAAGUCCCACGAAGAGUUCCUGCGGCAGCGCGAGCAGCAGCUGGCCCAGUGGGAGCAGGACGUGUUCGAGCGCGAGCUCAGCCUCCUCAUCCUCCACCUGAACCAGAACCAGGAGAAACCAAACGUCAAGAAGCGCAAGGGCACCUUCAAGAAGCACAAGCUCAAGAGCAAGAACGGCGAGAAGAUCAGCAUGCCACAAGAUUUCAUCCAUAAAAUUACAGUGCAGGCAUCCCCAGGCCUGGAAAAGAGGCGGAACUCUCCAGAUUUGGGUUCGGGCUCCUCGCCGUCCUUCGGCCCACGGUUUCGUGCAAUCCAACUCAGUCCCAGCGACAGCAGGGCGUUUUGUCUGACCCCGGUCCGGUCAUUAGAGACCCCGUCUCACAAGCAGUCCAACGGAGACCUGAGGCUGAACCCACCCUGGAGGCCCCAGAGCCCAAAGAGUCCCAAAAGCCCCAAGGUUCUGCGGCUCAGUCCUCAGGAAAGCAGUUUAUCGAUGAGGGCCAAGCUGCUGGGGUCGGACAGCAACGAGAACGGAGACGCCAUGGACGACUUCGAGGAGUACUGCCCCCCCACGCCGACCUUGGCCUCCACUCAGAACGGCUCCUCGUCAAAGGACAGCCUCCGCCUUCCCCCCUCCCAGGGAGACUCUGGCAGCGAGGAGGGGGGCUACUCCCCGGCCGGCUCCCCCAUGCCCGAGAGGGGGUUCCUCGGCGGCGCUGUCAAGAAUACGCACCGAGUAUUGCUAGGCUGUGUCUCCCUCUUGUCCUCCGUGGCGCUGGGUCGGGGCUUGGACUUCCCCCCCAGGGUUCCCCCUCGAACUAACCCCCCAGCCUCGGAGGAACGCUCCUCCUUCGAGCUGGAGAUCUCCUCCCCCAGGCCGCUCAUAACCGACCCCCCCGUGGUGGACGACCUCAUCACCUUCUCCACGUCUGAGCCGCUCCCCAAGCCACUGCUGGAUUUAGCCCUGCAGUACCAGGAGCUAAAGCCGUUGCCCCUGACGCCACCACCGCCCAACCCUCGCGAAAGGUCCGGCCCCCGGACGCCGCAGACGCACCACAGCAGCCCUCCGAGUCCGGGGACCCCACUGCAGCAGGACGGCGCCGUCCCGGCGGACUGGACCGCUAGUUCUGGUUCCAGCAAUGGAGAGCUGAGCAGCGAGGCCUCGGAGAACCGACCCGACCGCAGGAGGAGGUCCAGCUACGCCUCCCAGCUGGUUUUAGAUCUCCCCCUAUGCCAAGACACACUGGACUUUGAGGACAAGACCUCCGUACCCUACGCUCUCCACCCCAACCCAGCGCUAUGGAGCCCCAAAACCCGCCGUCUAGAGGUCAGCGUCAUCCCCCGGCCACGCCCGUCUCCCAUCCGGCCCCGCAUCGACCCUUGGAGCUUCAUCUCGGCGGGUGGCGCCAUCUCAGCAGGCGGCCGCAGCCCCAUCCGCUCAGACAGCCACGCCCUGGGCUACCAGCCCUCGCCCACCAACCCCUUCACCAGCUGCGACCCUUUCCCCUCUCCAGACUGCGACCCCUUCGCCCUCAAGGCGGACCCUUCCAGCAGCUCCGACGGUGCGCCACCCUUCGACCCGUUCUCCACUCCGUUCCCGACCUCCCGAUCCGCCCCGUGCUCCACCAACGGCUCGCCCACUCUGCCCUCGUUCCGCAUCGCACCCAUCAACCCGGCGGACCCGGCCUUCAUGGACCUGGGCUGGGCGGCCUGCGGCAAGCCUCUGGACGUGACCAAAGAGAGAGCCCACCCCCGCAGGACGCUGGGGCUCAAGCCCUUCAAGUCGCCAACGCAACUCAGAGACGAUCGCUUCUGAAUCCAAAUCUCUUUCCCAGUCGUGGAUUAUAUGGAAUGCAUCCCAGCAAUACCUGAGCGAGGUUGACCCCGCCCCCAACUCCUUCAAAUUGAUUGCAAUUGGUGUCAAACAUUUGUGCUACGUUUGUGCAGCUCAAAUUUGAAUUGAUGUUAAUAAAUGUUUCUGGAGGUCAUCAAAGGUCAAUCAGCCAUUCCAGAUUUACAAAAUCAAACCAAAUGCGGUGUCUCAAACCAUUUGUGCUCGCUUUUGCAGCACAAAUUUUUGUUAGUGCCGCUAUAAUUUUUAAGAUUUAAAAAAAAAAAAGUUUCCGAAGAUCGACCUGCCCCUACCACCUCCGCACUAACAAAAUCUAACUGUACUGACAUAAAUGAAUUGUGCUAUGUGUUUGUGCAGCUAAAAUUUUAGUAGCACCAAAUUUGACAGAAUCUUUUUGAUAUUAAAAGUGUGAGGGCAGGGGCCGGGGGAACCUUUUGAUGACCUCAGAAUGUAUCUGGGAACAUUUGCUGUUAAUUCGGUGGGAGACGUCUGGUGACCUAGAAAUCUUAAAAAUCAUAGCGGCACAAACAGAAAUUAAUGCCGCACAAAUGGAACCCAGUCGACUGAAACCAUUAUGUUGUUUGAUUUUGUAAAUGUGGAGUAGCUGGUCGACUUUGUUGGCCUCUGGAAACAUUUAGUAAUAUCUUUAAAAUGAUGCCGGCACAAAUGAAGAUUUUUGCAGCACAAACGUUUGACACCAAUUUUGUUUAAUUUGAAGAAGGUGGUGGUUGCUGGGCAACUUCAAUCAGGUGCCAGUGCAAUUCAGUCCAGGACCAUUUUCACUACUGUUUUUUUUUUUUUUUUUGUUUAGGUUUUUUUUUGUUUUUUUUGUUGGGACGAAAACUUGGAACCUUUCAAAUUAAAAUCCCACUGAGGGUAGCAGUUCUUCUGAGGGAAGUAGUUCUUCUUUCUACCCCAGCCUGGUGCUUUGGAAAGCAGAAAGCCAGGGGAAAAGGUGAUACAAUGGAUUGUGGGAUAUCUUCCUGUGAACCAACGGCUGGUGCCAAUUUCAUUUUCCUUUGUUAUUUUUCUUCCCCGGGUCUCGUCUGUGUUACUGCUGUCCCUUUGAAGGAGCAGAAUCCAGAUCGGCAGCCUCAUCUUGAUAUUCUGUCAUCCUGCUCCUAUCAGCUGCUUUCAUCUCCCCCCUCUGCUUUGAAGCCUUGUGACAAUGCAGAGGUGGAUCAGGCCAUUUUUUUUUUUUCUUUUACAGCUUCAUCCUACAGACUGAAAGCAGUCAGGACAAUGAAAGAAAAUUGGAGUGCCUUAUUUUGUGAAGUGUUUUUAAUAUAUAUAUAUCUAUCUAUAUCUCUUAAAGGUUCCCCUGAACCGUUUAGCCGGUGCCUUAGACAAGAUUUGACCUAAAUUUUCAGAUUGUGUAAGAAAAGAUGAAAUAAGAAGAGAAAAUCAAAUGCUUGUGAGUGUGCAUCUGUGUCUCAUUGUUAGAAGAAAGCUUUUUAAAAAAUUUUUUUUAUAGUUUUGUUACUUUAUGGGAGAAUCCACUCGGUAGAUAUUCUAGGCCGCUCGUGAAAUCCAAGACGAAAACCGCGACCUGGGCGUAGCUCCCCCCUUCCUCCCCUCCAGAAGUAGAAAGCAUUCCAGUCACAUUCCUCGGGAAAUGCCAGGGAUUGGACGGAUCCACUGGGCUGGCAGGCGACGCGGCGGCACAGGAAGCGGGACGGGGAGCCCUCCGUCCCCCCCCCCAACCCCUCCUUUCUCCUGCCAAAGAAUGCCGCCCAGCGCUCGGACAAAAGGUGCUUACAAAUAAGCGGUUUUGGGCUCAGCGCUGCGCCGGGCGGAGGCAGCAGGGAUUCACAUGCAGAGCGGCGCGCAGAGGCGUUGGUGGGAACACAAAUACAUUUUAUUAUUAUGGGAGUUAAAUGAUAUUCUCCAUAGAACUUGCUAAAUGCUCGAAGGCUUCAUUUGAAGAACGUCUGCAGUUUUCCCAGAAUCUGAAUCCGGUUCAGAGAACGUCAUGCUGGUGCAGUUCUCAGUUUAAAGACGUUCUGGGUGCAGCUCUUAGGAAGAUUUUCCAAGUAAGACAGCUCAGCUCCUGCCGAGGGUUUUACAUUUUAAUUCACUUUUCACGUUUUUUCACUGGAAAGCAGCUACAUGACUUAUUCUGGCAUUCUGUAGAGAAAAAAAACAAAACAUAUUUGAUUUUGACACAUUGCGAAAUUCUCUCCGCUGCUGCUUCUGUAAGGGAAAAGAACAGAUCUGAGUGAAGGUUUUGUGAUUAGAGUCAAAAUUCUGAAUUCUAAGAAAAAAGUCAGAAUUCUGAGAUUUGAGUGAAAAUCCUGAUUUAAAGUGGACAUUUUGAGUUCAACGUCCGAAUUUUGAGAUUAAUGUCUGAAUUCUUCCUUUUUCCAAUUUUUGAUUUGAAAAAAUGUCGUGUUUUAAGAAAAAAAAUAAUAAAUCAAAGUUCUGAGAUUUGAGUCAGUUCUGCAAAAGUCAGAGUUGUGAGAUUAAUCUGAUACAGACCUUUUUUCUUAAUUCAGAUAAAAAAAAAAACAACCUCAAUUCUGGUAUUGGUUAGAAUUCUCUGAAAUUCUGAAAUGACUUUUUUUUCAGUAUUCUGAUUUUGGGAGUCUGUUUUGUGGCCUUAUCCUGUUGCUGCUUACCGAAGGCUAACAUUUCUCCAUAAGCUAAAAUAACUUAAUGAUUUUUUUUUUUUCUUUAACUUUCCUACAAAGUUGCAAAAUGGCAUCUUUAAGCUUUAAAUAAUAACUUCAUAGAGCCUCCAUUCAAGAAAUGUAAGCUUUAGGAAGAUUCUUGCUUAAUCUGAACUGAUAUUUACCUCACAAACAUUUCAGAUUCAUUUCCAUUUUUUCAUACAGUCCUAAAUGUAAAUCACCCUAAUGUGUUUCCUAGCUUGGCCUUCUCAGACAUUUCAACAUCCUGCUGUCUGCAACUCGCUCCUCUACAUGUGCCACCAUGGAGUUGCCAGGCAACUAGCUGAGACGUUUAGGCCAAGUUACACAGUCAGAUUGGUUGAUUUUUGCUACAUUUGAUCCGAGCCCGUCUGGCUGUUUUUGGUUGGCUUCUUGCUUUAGGUCCGUUUUUUGUUGCUGUUUCCAAUCGUUCUCAUCAAAGUCUUACAUCCCAUUUGCAUUCCACAUGAAUGUUUUGUAGGCUUUGCACCUAUUCCGAAUCAUUCCCACAAAACGUAGCUUCCUGUUGACACCUGGAUCAUCUUAUUGUGCGUCACACGUGCUCAGACACUUUUCAUAGGAUUUCUGUGAAAGCGCUGUGGGAAAUGUUAAUUUGCACCUGGAGCUGAACUUCCCGCUGCAGCGAAGACGUCUUAUCGUCAGGAGUGUGUUGAAUAUCAGAGUGACGAUCCACACCAGCCUCUAUGAUUUGCUUAUUUCAAGAUGGCCCCUUUAUUACACGAUUGUUUUGCAAGUGAGCGCCUGAAAGAGACCCACUGGUUUAUAGCCGACAGUCUUCCUAUUAGCUAAAAAUAAUUUGAAGUAUGAGAAAGAUUCUGACCGGCCGCGUCACCGGAAUACAUUCAUGGAAAAGCUCAAAUAAAAUCACCGGUUUUAUUGGAAGUGUUUUCCUUUAUAUAAAAUAGUAUAAAUAAUAAUAAUAUAUUUAUUUUUUAAAUUCAUAAUACACAACUGAUGUUCGUUGCCAUUAAUAUCCAGUACUAGUCACUUUUUUUUUUUUUUUUUUUUUUGCUGUACUAGCUCAUUUAGAUGGGAUUUGAACACAAAUAAGAAACAUGGGGGAAAAAAAGAACCAGGCUGAAAUAGUAAAAGUAAGUUGUAAAUUAAAGCUUUUUUUUUAAGACAAAUAAGUAACUUAACUGGACUUAAAUAGCUAACUAAAGAAUUAUUUUGUUAGCUAGCAUGAGAGACUUAGUAACAGCAAUUUCAGCUAACUGCCGGAGUGAAUUCUUGCUUUAAAACUGUUUAUUUUGUUUAAAUAAUGUAAAGUCAUUACCAAAGCGAGUUAGAUUUAUGCAUAACUUUCUCCUGUGUACCCCUGAGAUACCUCGGAGCCUCCUGAUGAGGGCGGGGGUAGCACAGCGUUAACAAAGUGAUCAGAUAUUUGGGUAAUUAAUUAGCCCUGGCGAUGCCGUGCUCUGGGCCAGAAGUGGGUCUGCUUCCUGCGUCGUCUCCCAUCCAGAUGCAUGUUGUGUCCUGUUUUCUCUUUUUGAACGUGUGAAGUUUCAGAGCCCGUGUGAGCUGGGGUCUCCUCCCUUUCCGUUCCUUUUUGUUGUUCCGUGCCAGCGGCUACAGCUGCUGACUGCACCGUUUCUGCUUCUGCAGCCUUCCCUCCUCACAUCUUGUUUACCUGGCCGUUCUUCACUCUCCCUUGACUUCUCCUUACCGUCUUCGUUUUUGGGGCAUUUUCUCAUGAAUAGUCCUGGCAUCGGGGGAGCAUUCAGGUCUGUAACACCCAUGAAGGGCCGGAGGGCGGGAGAGGG